Camelina sativa (false flax) is the source of this 715-nucleotide messenger RNA. RefSeq lists its product as uncharacterized. The record is from RefSeq and is a predicted model, not a curated record. NCBI's taxonomy places the organism in Eukaryota, Viridiplantae, Streptophyta, Magnoliopsida, Brassicales, Brassicaceae.
UCUUUUCUUUCUAGUAUAAUAAUAAUAGAGCAUAGAAAUGAUACUUUUAAUCUCUCUCUCUCUCUCUCUGUUUCUUUCAUAACCGAUGGAGGAGACAGGAAGACCUUUUCUUCUACCUUCUUUCCGAUCACUCCCAACCAGGCUCAGAUCUAAAUUGCUGCAGCAUGAUGAUUCUGUUCGGAGAGGAACGGGUUUCUUCAAGUCGGGCAAUCCCAAGAAACAUAUUAGAGAUCUUAAAAAAAUUAUAGACUUAUUAAACAAGUCGAUUGAAGAUCAUGCAAAAGAUGAGAAAGAAUACCUGGACAUGGCUGCAGAGACAUCCAGAAAGCUUGAGGCAUCCGGAAAGCUUGAGGCACUUGGCAAAUCCGUGUUUGAAUCCACAAAAAAGUAUCUUUUGUCAGCUAAGGACAUAGCUCAUCGUGGUAUUGCAUACCAUGCCGGUUGGAUACUGGUUCUUCGAUAUGAAGUGGAGUACGUCCAAAGACGCCUUAAAAAACAGAUUGAAGCACUGCAGGAUGAAGAGUUCUUCACCGCCCAAAAGACUAGAAGACGUCUAUUUUGUUUCUUCUUUUAACUUGUCCCUUUUCUUUACAGUCUCUUUUUUUUCUAUCUAUUCUAGACUACCCCCACUAAUCCAUAGAUCAGUUAUGUAUGAAUGGUUUAAGUUAAUGAAUUAUUUCCUGUAAUCUAUAAUAUGCCAAGUUGUUGCUGCUUA